Messenger RNA from Naegleria lovaniensis, 1002 nucleotides. RefSeq lists its product as uncharacterized. The record is from RefSeq and is a predicted model, not a curated record. Bases 1 to 1002 code for a protein of 333 amino acids. The transcript has a single exon. NCBI's taxonomy places the organism in Eukaryota, Heterolobosea, Eutetramitea, Acrasida, Naegleriidae.
AUGACUCUUUCAAAACUCAGUCCUUGUCGUUCAUUAUUAUCCAUCAAAGUGAAUGAAAUUUCAUUCCGAAACCGUCAUCUUCAAUAUAACACCACACCUCAUCGGACUCAUCAAACUCUCAAGAAUAUUGUUCUCGUCCAUGGAUGUUUUGGAUUUGCAUCUCAAUUUUGUUUAUUAGAAAAGAAAUUAUUGGAACAUGGUUCUCGUCAUGGAUUGAAUUUUAAAAUAUUAAAUUAUUGUUAUCCUUCUCCGAGACAAUCGAUUGAGAGAUCAUCGGAAGAAUUGUUACAAUUUUUGAAUGAGAAUCAGGAUAUGACUGGAUCGAAACAUGUCUUGUCGAGUGUUGGAAACUUGUGGAAUCGAAAUGUGUUUACAAACAACAACAAUAUUGAACGUUUACCAAAUAUAGAUACUGUGAAUCCCUUGAAACAAGAAUAUCACUUUGUCACUCAUUCGAUGGGAAGUAUGGUCGUUAGGAGAUUGUUAGUGACACUCAUGAGUCAAUUAGAGACCUCUAAAAAUCAAUCUAAUCCUGUUCUUGACAUUUUACAUCAACAAGAAAUGUUAAAUCUCAUCCAAGUUUCACCUCUAUUGAGUGGAAAUGUUCGACUUGCAAGAAAUCUUUCUUUUUUACUUCCACUGGCAAAGAUACUUAGAAAAUAUGAACAUGAACCAACCAUUGUUGAACAGUUAAUGAUGAAUGAAUUGAGUGAUGACACAGAAUUCACAGAAAGGUAUUGGUGGCCAUCUCAUUCGCCUCUGUUUGGUAAGGUCCAAUUGACACAUGUGGUAACUUCAUUAUCGACUCUGAAAGAUUUGCCAGUCUCAAGCCAUACGAGUCAUAUAUUAUCAGAUCUUGUAUUGACCUAUGAAGAACAAACAUCGCGAGUGCCCUCUCAUAUGAAAAUUGAAUCUGUUUUAUUCAAGGCAGAUCAUAAUUCAGUCUUGUUGAGAAGACAAUGUAUUGAUAAGAUUUUGGAAAUUCUUUCCAAGCCACAAUAA